Pimephales promelas (fathead minnow) is the source of this 1935-nucleotide messenger RNA. It is a transcript of the gene rbm12ba, whose product is annotated as RNA binding motif protein 12Ba. NCBI's taxonomy places the organism in Eukaryota, Metazoa, Chordata, Actinopteri, Cypriniformes, Leuciscidae. The record is from RefSeq and is a predicted model, not a curated record. Gene Ontology annotation, molecular function: RNA binding.
UGAGUUACCCGCCGGACGCAUGUGGUGUGCAGUUUGCAGGUUACCGCGUGUUUUCUGUGACAGAAAAAAAGUCUUUUGCAGGCAACUAUUUAUGAAGUAUAUGUUUUAAAGAAAAACAAACGAUCUCAGUGGUUUGUGUGAAGAAUUUGAUCAUGACAAUAGUGGUUCUGCGUUUGCAAGGUUUAAACACAGAGGCAGGAUCUGAAGAUAUUCGCAGAUUUUUCCAUGGCUUGCACAUACCUGAGGGUGGCGUUCAUAUCAUCGGUGGUGCGAUGGGUGAAGCUUUCAUUAUUUUUAAUACAGAGAGAGAAGGCCAACUAGCCAUGCGCUACUCUGGAAAACUCCUCAAAGGCUCCUCUAUUUCAUUACAUAUCAGCAGUCUGCCUGAGUUAAAGAGAAUAAUGGAGUCGAGAUUGAGGAAACCAAAGUCAACAGUUGAGACCAAAAUAGUGCCAUCAUCGCCAUCUGACACCAAUGCAGCUCUUUUGCUUAGUCUAAUGGCUGCUAUUCACGGGCCGCAUUCAGACAACAAAGUUAAUCGGCUAAGUCAGGCACUCCAAACACCUGAAGAUAUCAACCAAAACAUUCCAAAAAUACAUAAUCAUUCCACAACUGACAACCAAACAAAUGCAGAUGCUCAGCAUAGUGUUACUUAUGACUUUGCAUCUAAGGAGCAGAAAAGCAGAGGAGAAAACCUCAAUAUCUGUAAGCCAGGGUACCUUCGGCUUUAUGGAUUUCCUGACUCUGUUGCCGAACAAGAAAUCUACCAGUUCCUACGGGGACUCCCAGUGCUGGAGGUCAUUACGAAAGUUCGACUGGAACUGGGCUGGUGCUGUAUGGCAAAGCUGGCAAGUUUUGCAGAUGCAGAGGAAGGGCUGAAAUACAGCCACAGAAAAUUCAAAGAAUUCAAUGUUGAGGUCAGAUUUGCCCAUGAGAAGAUGUGGACAGAAGCCAUGGAGCAGUCCAAAAAUUGCAUGCAAAACAUCAAGCCUCACACUUUCUCAGAGCAAAAGGAGGUCAACACAGAUAGGAAUGCAAUUAGAGGUUUCUUAAACAAAAGAAAUGCAGAAGAACAGCCCUCACCAGGAUCUCCAAAAAAAUUCUGCAGGAACUUUCCAUCCCCUCAAACUGAACAAUCUGUAAUUGUCAAUAAUCUUUCAAAGAAUAUAACCAAGACGGAGAUCAAGGAGAUUUUCGGCUGUCCAGCACUCCCAAAUCAUAGAAUAAAACAUUUAUUAAACAAGUGGGGAGAGAGGACAAGCACUGCGUUCAUUACCUUUGAGCAUGCAGAAGACUACGCAUCAGCUCUGAACAUGAAUGGCACUACUGUUGGCUUAAAAAACAUUGAAGUGUCAUCCAUUACUAAAGAUGAAAUCUUUGCCAUAGUCAGCAGAAACCGAUGUGUCUGGAGGCCACCGCCUUAUGGAAAGAAACAUUUAGCCAUGUCGUGUAUAUAUGCACGCAAUUUUCCUGCAGAUAUCAGGAAACAAGAGGUGAAAGAUUUUUUCAUGCGCUUUAACAUCUGUGACAAUGCAAUCAUAUUGCUUGUGGACAGCCAGGGCAAUGGCGUUGGGGAAGCCAUCGUGCAGUUUGGAUGUCAGGAAGUCGCCACACAAGCCCAGAGUCUUCAUGGAAAGUAUUUUAUGGGAGCAAAAAUUCUACUCACCUGCAUCACACGUCAACAGAUGGAGAAGAUACUUGGCACAUGUUGAACACCUGGAGAUGUGAGAUGUUUUCAGCACCUUCAGACACCAGAAGUGGUGUAAAAUCUAUGUUAAUGAUGAGGACAAUUCAUUCAUUUGAAGAACUCUAACAAGCUUCUCAUGCCAAAUGUUGUAGAAAUUUGGCACUCUGGCAUGCAAUGUGCUCAAGCAAUAUUAUGGGUACAACAAUUGAAGAUGCCCAGUCAAGAUUUUGAGUACCACAUGGAAUGAG